Ceratosolen solmsi marchali is the source of this 1876-nucleotide messenger RNA. RefSeq names its product SOX domain-containing protein dichaete. Gene Ontology annotation, cellular component: nucleus. The transcript has 5 exons. The record is from RefSeq and is a predicted model, not a curated record. Gene Ontology annotation, molecular function: RNA polymerase II cis-regulatory region sequence-specific DNA binding; DNA-binding transcription activator activity, RNA polymerase II-specific. Lineage: Eukaryota; Metazoa; Arthropoda; Insecta; Hymenoptera; Agaonidae. Gene Ontology annotation, biological process: neuron differentiation; brain development; positive regulation of transcription by RNA polymerase II. Bases 430 to 1728 code for a protein of 432 amino acids.
GUCUUCUCGCGCGUUCUCCUCCGUGUUUUCUCGGCGGCGCACUUCCUUUCAUAAAUAAUAAAUCGGCGAUUAGCACGCUGAUAAACUCACUGACCGGCCGCUUUUGUUUGUCCUCCUCGCCCGUGCGUAGGUGCGACGGAGUAUGCGUCAUUGACAUGAGUGCCAGAGAGUGGAACUGAGGAUGUGCCGCGACGUGCAGUGAGCGGUAUCACGGGAUUAACUGAUUACUCUUUUCUUGGUUUAUUAUUUAUAUUCGCUUCGUUUUGCCUGGCUGGUUUUUCAAGGAGCUAAGGCUCGUGAGUGCCGGAUAAUUGUGAAGAAGCCACGGCAGGCGAGGAAUAUUAUUUAUAAUAACGGAAGAGAGACGAGAGUCUCAAUCACGGAAGCACGAUUGAGCUGGAUUUGCAUCAACGGGCCGCCGGCCACUUUAUGAGAGCCGGCGGCAACAUGUGCGACGGCUCGUUCCAGGAGACGUUGCGCGGCAUGCAGGGUAUGUCGGGUGCCUCGCCACCAGGUGGCGCCGCGGUCGGGCCCAUGGUGGGUCCCGUGGGCCUCGGUAGUCCGUUGGGGGCCGUCGCCUCCUCCGGCAAGCGCAUUCAGGUAGACCACAUCAAAAGGCCCAUGAAUGCUUUUAUGGUCUGGUCGCGCUCACAGCGCAAGAAGAUCGCACAUGAGAAUCCCAAGAUGCACAACAGCGAGAUUUCCAAAAGACUCGGUGCGGAAUGGAAGCUCUUGACCGAGGAGGAGAAGCUGCCUUUUAUCGACGAAGCCAAAAGGUUAAGGGCGAUGCACAUGAAGGAGCAUCCAGAUUACAAAUAUAGACCGCGAAGAAAGCCAAAGACUCAUCGUAAAGAGGGUUACCCAUACAGCAUCCCCUAUCCAAGUGUACCUAUGGAUGCUCUAAGAGCAAGUAUGCCGGGUGGCAUCGGACAGGCGGGUAUGGGCUCGUACUAUGGACCAGCAGCGGCUUACGGCUCCUUAUCAGCCGCGAGUAUGGCCGCGGCGGCUGCUGCAGCUGCCCAGCAAUCGGCGGCGGCGAUGUCAGCUGGACUCACCGCUCCUGCACAGGUGGUGAGUUCGAUGGACGCGAUGAAGUACUCGAUGGAAGCAGACAAAUACAGGGCCGCGUACAUGCCUCCAUCGACCCUUGCCAUGUCGAUGUACUCGGACGCCAAGUACCUGGAUUCGAGUCCGAAGUCGUACCUAGAUCGUAGCUACCUCGACUCGGCCAAGGCCUAUUUUGAGCAGUCAAAGCUAUACAUGGACCAACAGCAUCAGCAGCAGCAGCAGCAGCAGCAGCAGCAGCAACAACAACAACAACAACAACAACAACAACAUCAGAAGCCGCCGGGCCUAACGGACUACAGUCGUCAUUCAGUGUCUGGAUACGAGGCCAGUAAACUUUACGAAGACGCGAGUCCAGGUGGCGCGGGUGGCUCCCUCAGCCGAUCGCCGGCUGCCGAUUCCCCGGACGGUCUCGUAUCCAAAGGUCAGAAUUCCUCGGGUAACAACGACGGCGGGACGCGCAACGAUCUUGGCUCCUCCAGCGCCAGCUCAUCGGCUUCCACGUCGACCUCGAGCCCCGGCGCCGGAAGUCUCUCCAGCUAUUACCCCGGUGCUCAAGCCGGCGGUUUACUCGGUCCCCAGGUCGGCCAAUACGCUGGCUACCAAACAGCACCUGCCGGCCCUGGAAAUGAAUUUCGCAGGCCGCUGACGGUCAUCUUCUGACCCGAUCGAGCCUAGCUGUGAGCCGCGCUCGUCCAGCAACGACACUGCGAGUAUCGGCGGUAAGCGCGAGUAGAGCAAUCGACGAGCAAUUCACCUCCAUGUACCAGCUGUUCCUGCACUGAGAGUAAAAAACAAAAACAAAACAAAA